AUGAGCGCUUGCGAGAAGGGGUCUCGCUGGCAGCUCGCCCUGAGCAUCUUCGAGCUGCUACCACGGAGAAGUCUGGAGAUGGAUGUGACCUCCGUCAACACCACCCUGAGCUCGUGCAUGAAGGGAUGGCAGUGGAAAAUGUCGUUGGAGAUCCUGUCUUACAUGCCCAAAGCAAAGCUGCUGCCGGAUAAAAUCAGCUAUAGCCUCAGCAUCGGUGCCUGUGGGAAGGAAGCGAAGUGGCAGCACUCCCUGCAGCUGCUGGAGUCCAUGCCGGAAAAGGAGGUGAUACCGGAUGCCAUCUGCUACAGCGUCGCCAUCGGCUCAUGUGCCCGGGGUGCUGAGUGGCAGCGGGCGCUGAAGCUUUUUCAUGGACUUCCCAGUGCCAGUUUCUGCCCAAGCAUCAUCACCUACAAUGAAGUCCUGACUUGCUUGCACACAGCCGAAGAGGUCAAAGAAAUGGGCUACGUCCUCUUCAAGCAGGCCAUGCGGCAGGGGUUCUACAGCCGCCUCCUCCACAAAGGUGCCCGGAAUCUCGAUGUUCACGAGAUGUCCCCAGGGGCGGCGGUCCUGGCUGUGAGGUGGUGGCUUUCCGAGGUCCUGCCCACUGUCCUCGGGAAAGAUCUCAGCCUCUGCCGUGUCAUCACGGGCUGGGGCAAGUCCCGCAAGGCCUGGCGGGACUCCGACGUCAAGGCAGCGGUCGCGCAUUUCCUCUCCGCGCGGGGCUUUGUGACCACAUCCCAGGAGUUACAG
This is a messenger RNA of Symbiodinium necroappetens, 750 nucleotides long. NCBI's taxonomy places the organism in Eukaryota, Dinophyceae, Suessiales, Symbiodiniaceae. The record is from the annotation of a GenBank genome assembly.